GCAUCGAUUGAAUCGAAAAAUUAUCAACAUUUCACAAAUGAUUAUAUCAAGAAACGAUUAGGAAAAGCAUUUUUACGUUUAGCAAGAGAUGAAAUGGGUGUUAUAGCAUUACAGACAGCAUUUGAUGGAUUAAAAUAUGAAAAAGUAUCGACAGUCAAUUGGACAAAAAGUUUAGAUAUA
Schistosoma turkestanicum is the source of this 180-nucleotide messenger RNA. The record is from the annotation of a GenBank genome assembly. NCBI's taxonomy places the organism in Eukaryota, Metazoa, Platyhelminthes, Trematoda, Strigeidida, Schistosomatidae.